Molecule: messenger RNA, 831 nt
Organism: Rasamsonia emersonii CBS 393.64
Lineage: Eukaryota; Fungi; Ascomycota; Eurotiomycetes; Eurotiales; Trichocomaceae
Exons: 3
Coding region: 1-831 (276 amino acids)
Cellular component (GO): nucleus
Source: RefSeq, a predicted model, not a curated record
AUGCCCCCAAUUCUUUUGAUAUUUGAUUUUCUGGACAUGGAAAUGGUGAACGUGGACUUUGAAUGGUUUGACCCGCAACCCGCUGUCGACUUUCACGGCCUCAAGACCCUCCUGCGACAAUUGUUCGAUAGCGACGCGCAAUUGUUCGACCUGUCGGCCUUGGUGGAUAUGAUCCUGGCCCAGCCGCUGCUAGGAUCGACCGUCAAGGUCGACGGGAACGAAUCGGACCCGUAUGCUUUUCUGUCGGUGUUGAACCUGCAAGAACACAAGGAUAAGCCUGUUAUCAAAGACCUGAUCGCCUAUCUACAGAAAAAGGCCUCCGAGAAUCCCUCCUCCUUCUCCGCCCUCUCGAACCUCCUCUCCCAAUCCGAAAUCCCCCCGAUCGGGCUCAUCCUGACCGAGCGGCUCAUCAACAUUCCCCCCGAAGUCGUCCCGCCCAUGUACACCAUGCUCCUGGAAGAGAUCGCCUGGGCGAUCGAAGACAAGGAGCCGUACAACUUCACGCACUACCUGAUCAUCUCCAAGACGUACGAAGAGGUCGAGUCGAAAUUGGACAUGGAGGAAUCCCGUCCACAGAAGAAGAAGAAAAAGAGCGCCAGCGAGAAGCCGGAGCGGUUCUACUUCCACCCCGAAGACGAAGUCUUCGAGCGCCAUGCCUUGAACUACGGCUCAUUCGAGUAUACCAACAAGCAGGCGGAGGGCCAGUCGGACUCAAAGCGGGCAUUCCAGGAAUUGGGAAUAAGGCCCGCAGGGAGUCUGAUCCUCCUCGAGGCAGGGAAAUUCGAAACCGCAGUGAAGGAUGUUGCCGAAUUCCUGAAACCUCCCGCGUAG